CCUUUAGCAGGAAGUUAUUAUGAGACUAACAUGUUUUUAUCACAUUUCCUCUUAAUUUCCGUACAUGUAGGAAUGAUGUAUACUGCCAAGAAAUGUGGAAUUAGAUUCCAGCCUCCAGCUAUUAUCCUAAUCUAUGAGGGUGAAAUCAAGGGGAAAAGUCGUCAGCGUAUCAUGCCAGUUCGAAACUUUUCAAAGUUUUCAGACUGCAGUAGAGCAGCUGAGCAACUAAAGAAUAAUCCACGACACAAGAGUUACCUGGAACAAGUAUCUCUGAAGCAGCUAGAGAAGUUAUUUGGUUUUUUACGAGGUAACUUGCAGGGGCAGAGUUUGGCAGAAACAAUGGAACAAAUUCAGCGGGAAAGAACCAUUGAUCCUGAGGAAGACCUGAACAAACUAGAUGACAGGGAACUUGCUAAAAGGAAGAGCAUCAUGGAUGAACUUUUUGAGAAAAAUCAGAAGAAGAAGGAUGAUCCAAAUUUUGUUUAUGACGUUGAAGUUGAGUUCCCACAGGAUGAACAACUACAAUCCUGUGGCUGGGACACAGAGUCAGCUGAUGAAUUCUGAUACUAAA
Molecule: messenger RNA, 571 nt
Organism: Orycteropus afer afer
Lineage: Eukaryota; Metazoa; Chordata; Mammalia; Tubulidentata; Orycteropodidae
Gene: CEP19
Product: centrosomal protein 19
Biological process (GO): microtubule anchoring at centrosome; trans-Golgi to periciliary membrane compartment transport
Cellular component (GO): spindle pole; centriole; centrosome
Source: RefSeq, a predicted model, not a curated record